Messenger RNA from [Candida] anglica, 330 nucleotides. Lineage: Eukaryota; Fungi; Ascomycota; Pichiomycetes; Serinales; Debaryomycetaceae. The record is from the annotation of a GenBank genome assembly.
AUGAGUAAUAACGAUAAGACAGCCGUAAAGGGCGCCGAGAAGGUUAAGGAAGAACCUUUUAUUACUGAAAAGAUGAAAGCUGACGGUAUUUUCAUGGUUGGUAGUUUCCUUGUUGUAGUAUGGCUUCUUUUCCAUUACGCCAUGAUUAUGAGAAAACUCUUGAGAAACCCAUACAUGGAAACUUCAGAAAUUGCCAUUCAUGGUGGGUUAUUUGUGAUUGAUCUUGUGGUUUCUGUCUACUUAGUUUUGGCUGUGUUCUACCCUUAUGUCUAUGCAGAUGAAAUCAAGAAGGAACAGGAAGAAACUGAAGCUCUUAAGAAAAACCAAUAA